GAUAAAAUUGGUUGCGAGAAAAACCAAACAAGCUCCGUGACGUCAUCAUCAUGCGCGACGCUCGAAGGGCGGAGGUGGCGGAUGCCUCUUCGAAACAACACAUUCGCUAGCUCACGAGUUGGUUUUCCUCUCUUUCUGCUAACAAGCAGCAGUUAGGAUGCCAAAGAAGUUCCAAGGGGAAAAUUCCAAGGCAGUUACUGCCAGAGCUCGCAAGGCUGAGGCCAAGGCGGUCGCAGAUGCCCGCAAGAAGAAGGAAGAAGACGAUGCCCUUUGGCAGGAAACUGAUAAACACGUUCUCAGAAAAGAACAGAGGAAGGAUGACAAAGAGAAAAAGAGGCUGGAACUUCUCGAGAGGAAAAAGGAAAACCAGCGACUUCUAGAGGAGGAGAGCGUGAAAAUCAAAGGCAAAGCUCAGAAAGAGAAUGGAUCCGGUGGGAAAGUGACUCGUGCCCAAAUUGAGGAGACGCUUCAGAAUGAGCGGCAGCAGCAGGAGCCAAUCAAGCCCAGAGAAAAAAGCCACUUGGAAACUCCAUUGGAAGAGAACAUAAACAGAAUUGUCCCUGAAGAAGGAACUGUUGAAGCCAGAUCAAUUGAGGAUGCCAUUGCUGUGCUCAGUACGGGGCCCGAGGAUCUGGAUCGCCACCCAGAGCGCAGGAUGAAAUCAGCAUUCACAGCCUACGAGGAAGAAAACAUGCCACGUCUAAAAAAGGAAAAUCCCAACAUGAGGCUGUCGCAGCUGAAGCAACAGCUGAAGAAAGAGUGGGCCAAAUCACCAGAGAACCCCCUGAACCAGCGUUUUACCUCCUACAACUCAAAAUGAAGUCACUCUUCCCCACAUAACUCUGCUUGAAAACUGCUUAUGGACACUGGGGACUUCCUCUUGGAUAAAGUAAUAAUAUCAUGGAAAAUUGAUUGUUACUGAUGAGAUCUUCACUGUUAAGAAUCCAUAAACAAUUUCUGUGCCAGAAGACUCAAAUCCUUUAUUCCACAAUAAAGGAGAGGCUUUUCUCCUAAUAAAACUAAUAAUCCUGUUUGUGCACGAGGCCUCCAGUCCAGCACAUUAGAACCUGAUUCAUUUUUUUAGCUCUUGUUAGGAGGUGAGUUGUUUUGAAAGUAACUUAUUAAACUUAAGCAUUGA
This is a messenger RNA of Oryzias melastigma (Indian medaka), 1138 nucleotides long. It is a transcript of the gene ccdc124, whose product is annotated as coiled-coil domain containing 124. The record is from RefSeq and is a predicted model, not a curated record. Gene Ontology annotation, molecular function: transcription coactivator activity. The transcript is spliced from 5 exons. Gene Ontology annotation, cellular component: nucleus. Lineage: Eukaryota; Metazoa; Chordata; Actinopteri; Beloniformes; Adrianichthyidae. The coding region runs from base 158 to 820 and encodes 220 amino acids. Gene Ontology annotation, biological process: transcription by RNA polymerase II.